Molecule: messenger RNA, 7411 nt
Organism: Choloepus didactylus (southern two-toed sloth)
Lineage: Eukaryota; Metazoa; Chordata; Mammalia; Pilosa; Megalonychidae
Gene: ANKRD44
Product: ankyrin repeat domain 44
Exons: 28
Coding region: 165-3335 (1056 amino acids)
Cellular component (GO): cytoplasm
Molecular function (GO): protein binding
Source: RefSeq, a predicted model, not a curated record
CAGCGGGAGGAGGAGGUGGCGGAGGAGGAGCAGGGGGAGGGCUGUCAAAUUCGGGAGCCAGAUUUGUUUCCCUUCCCCUGGCAAUCCCUUCCGCUUCCCCGGCUCCAGGCUUGACAUCUCCGGACCGGGGACCUGUAUGUGUGUGUGCGCCAAGGAGCGGAAGAAUGGCAGUGCUCAAACUCACUGACCAGCCACCACUGGUCCAAGCAAUCUUUAGUGGUGACCCAGAGGAGAUCCGGAUGCUCAUCCACAAAACUGAAGAUGUGAAUGCUCUGGAUUCUGAGAAGCGAACUCCCCUUCAUGUGGCUGCAUUUCUGGGAGAUGCUGAGAUCAUUGAACUCCUGAUUCUGUCAGGAGCUCGUGUAAAUGCCAAGGACAACAUGUGGCUGACCCCACUGCACCGGGCUGUGGCCUCCAGAAGUGAAGAAGCAGUGCAGGUACUGAUUAAGCACUCAGCUGAUGUCAAUGCCAGGGACAAGAACUGGCAGACCCCCCUCCACGUGGCAGCAGCCAAUAAAGCUGUCAAGUGUGCAGAAGUGAUCAUUCCCCUGCUGAGCAGCGUCAAUGUCUCCGACCGAGGGGGUCGGACAGCCCUGCACCAUGCGGCUCUGAACGGCCAUGUGGAGAUGGUCAAUUUGCUCUUGGCCAAAGGGGCAAACAUAAAUGCAUUUGACAAGAAGGACCGGCGCUCUCUGCACUGGGCAGCAUAUAUGGGCCACCUGGAGGUUGUGGCAUUGCUCAUUAACCACGGCGCAGAAGUGACAUGUAAGGAUAAGAAGGGUUACACACCCCUACACGCCGCAGCCUCCAAUGGACAGAUCAACGUUGUCAAACACCUUCUGAAUCUGGGGGUGGAGAUUGAUGAAAUCAACGUCUAUGGAAAUACUGCACUUCACAUCGCCUGCUACAAUGGACAGGAUGCUGUAGUUAAUGAGUUAAUUGACUACGGUGCUAAUGUGAACCAGCCAAACAACAACGGGUUCACCCCUUUGCAUUUUGCUGCUGCCUCCACUCAUGGUGCUUUGUGUCUUGAACUGUUAGUAAACAACGGGGCGGAUGUUAACAUUCAGAGUAAAGAUGGCAAAAGUCCACUGCACAUGACAGCUGUCCAUGGAAGGUUCACACGGUCACAAACCCUCAUUCAGAAUGGAGGUGAAAUUGACUGUGUGGAUAAGGAUGGCAACACUCCUCUCCAUGUGGCUGCAAGAUAUGGUCAUGAGCUUUUGAUUAACACCUUAAUAACCAGCGGAGCUGACACAGCCAAGUGUGGCAUCCAUAGCAUGUUCCCCUUACAUUUAGCUGCCCUAAAUGCUCAUUCUGACUGCUGCAGAAAGUUAUUAUCAUCGGGCUUUGAAAUAGACACCCCAGAUAAAUUUGGAAGAACGUGUCUUCAUGCUGCUGCUGCAGGAGGUAAUGUGGAAUGUAUAAAACUCUUGCAGAGCAGUGGAGCGGAUUUCCAUAAAAAGGACAAGUGUGGGAGGACCCCUUUGCACUAUGCAGCUGCAAAUUGUCAUUUCCACUGUAUUGAGACAUUAGUGACUACAGGGGCCAACGUUAAUGAAACAGAUGACUGGGGAAGGACAGCUUUGCACUACGCUGCUGCAUCAGACAUGGAUAGAAACAAGACUAUCUUAGGAAAUGCCCAUGAAAAUUCAGAAGAACUGGAAAGAGCCAGAGAGCUGAAGGAAAAAGAAGCCGCAUUAUGUCUCGAGUUUCUGCUUCAAAAUGAUGCAAAUCCAUCUAUCCGGGACAAGGAGGGUUACAAUAGCAUACAUUAUGCUGCUGCGUAUGGCCACAGACAAUGUCUGGAACUGCUUUUGGAAAGAACCAACAAUGGUUUUGAAGAACCAGAUUGUGGUGCUACCAAGAGUCCGCUACAUUUAGCUGCCUAUAAUGGGCACCAUCAAGCCUUGGAAGUCCUUCUACAGUCACUGGUGGACCUGGACAUCAGAGAUGAAAAAGGCCGCACUGCUCUGGAUCUGGCUGCCUUUAAGGGACACACAGAAUGUGUGGAAGCACUUAUCAAUCAGGGCGCGUCCAUCUUUGUGAAAGACAAUGUAACCAAAAGAACCCCACUCCAUGCCUCAGUUAUUAAUGGUCACACACUGUGUUUGCGACUAUUGCUAGAAAUUGCAGACAACCCAGAGGUGGUUGAUGUGAAAGAUGCCAAAGGACAAACCCCACUGAUGCUUGCAGUAGCAUACGGACACAUUGAUGCUGUCUCAUUGUUACUUGAAAAGGAAGCAAAUGUAGAUGCCGUUGACAUCAUGGGAUGCACAGCUUUACACAGAGGGAUUAUGACGGGACACGAGGAAUGUGUACAAAUGCUGCUGGAACAAGAAGUGUCAAUUCUCUGUAAAGAUUCCCGAGGGAGGACCCCCCUGCACUACGCAGCAGCUCGAGGCCAUGCCACGUGGCUGAGCGAGCUGCUCCAGAUGGCACUUUCAGAAGAGGACUGUUCUUUCAAAGAUAAUCAAGGCUACACACCACUGCACUGGGCUUGUUACAAUGGUAAUGAAAACUGCCUAGAGGUGCUUUUGGAGCAAAAAUGUUUUCGCAAAUUUAUUGGUAAUCCCUUUACUCCACUGCACUGUGCAAUAAUAAAUGAUCAUGAGAAUUGUGCAUCUCUGCUACUUGGGGCCAUAGAUUCCAGUAUUGUCAGUUGCAGAGAUGACAAAGGAAGAACACCCCUUCACGCGGCAGCAUUUGCUGAUCAUGUUGAGUGCCUGCAGCUUCUUUUGAGACACAAUGCUCAAGUGAAUGCAGCAGACAAUUCCGGGAAAACAGCGCUGAUGAUGGCUGCUGAGCACGGGCAGGCAGGCGCCGUGGAUAUUUUGGUGAACAGUGCCCAAGCUGAUCUGACUGUAAAGGAUAAAGACUUGAAUACACCCUUACAUUUGGCUAGUAGUAAAGGUCAUGAAAAAUGUGCCUUGUUAAUACUUGACAAGAUACAAGAUGAGAGCCUUAUUAAUGCAAAAAACAAUGCACUGCAGACACCCCUCCAUGUUGCUGCACGCAAUGGCUUGAAGAUGGUAGUUGAGGAGUUGCUAGCCAAAGGGGCCUGUGUGCUUGCUGUAGAUGAAAAAGGUCACACCCCGGCCCUGGCUUGCGCUCCUAACAAAGACGUGGCUGACUGCCUGGCACUCAUUUUGGCCACCAUGAUGCCUUUUUCUCCUUCCAGUUCAAUGACGGCUGUCAACUUCGUUUGUUUUAAAAAAGACACUUUGAGCAGGACGACCCUCUCCAAUCUGGGGAGCAUGGUUAGCCUGUGCAGUAACAAUGUAGGCUCAGAGGAUGGGUACAAUGAAAAUGAUUCUGAUUCAGAAACGUUUUGACUUCGGACCUUAGACGCUUUUCCUUGAUCACCCAUGUUGGAGGAAGGGAAAUAAGCGUGAAUUCUGGGGUUAUGUAUGUUCAAGUAUUAUGAGCCCAAGCUUCCAGAAGCCAGUAGAGAGGGAAAUAAUCAAAUUGAGGGAAGGCAGCUAAGCUGUAGGAGUAGCACACACACAGAUGGGCCCAAUUUUUAUUUGUUUCAUGUUUUCCUUGGAUCUGGAAUACUUCUGUGAAAGUCUGCCUCUCAUUUGAAGUAAGGGAAUAAAAAAGAUGCAUUUAGUUAUUUUUCUUUGUGGAUAAUGCAACAGAAAGGGAGCUAUUCUCUAUAAAGUUUUUUUUUUUUUCAUAUACUCACUCGGUUGUGAGUUCUCAGAGGUAUGUCAAUGCCAUGUCCCCUGGGAUAGGAGGGAAGAGGUGAAAAAGGACAUGCUUCAAACCUCUCCUCACUUUGAUGUUUACUUCCUCAUCAGAAGCCAAAGGUAAAAGUGUUCAUCUUCAGAAAUAAUGCCUGUAAUAGUCUUUUUAAGGGAAUCCAACUAUUCAUUUACUCUCUGUAGUAAGCACUUAAAUAUCCAGAACUUCUUUCUGAGAAUCUUUGGAAAAUUUGUCAGAUAAAUUGAAAAACUGAACUUGCUUUUCUCAUUUAACACAAAUAUGGCACCCAGUGCUCCCCAUAACAAGCCUGUGACUAAUUUGCACCCCAAUGAUUGAGCCCAAAUGUAUCUAAUAACAAUGUAGGUGAAAAUUAUUUUGCACCUAAACUUUGCGACAAUAUGCAAAUUUAACAUGAAACUGCCCUUUUAUUAAUUCAUCCUUAAAUCAAAAUACUCACUUUUUUAAAGCGUGAGAACCAUCAGCAUUUUUCAUCUAUAGUAAAAUGUUACAUGAGCUUCUCAGUCAAGGUCAUGCCAAGUGAGCAAACGUGUGACUGCAAAAGGGAACAAAAAAGCAAAAGAAGGAAGUAGAAAUGGGUGAUGUGCAAAUUAAAGCCAACUGCCACUUGCUUGAUGAUAAAAUCAACAUAGUGAAAACUGUAUCUGCUCCCUCUGCCAAAGCUUCUAGGUCAAAUGGACCCCAUUCUGCACCUGGAACAGCUGUACAAAAAGAAGAAUGAGACUCUUUAAAAUUUAUGCAUAUACUCAUACACACAUAUAUACAUAUAUGUGUGGGUAGGUGGGUGUGUAUAUGCAUAUAUACAUAUAUAUGUAUGUAUUUCAUCAACAUGAGGACCAAAAUGCUUCAGCCUAAAAUGGAAGAUUUAAAUUUUUUUCUUUAAAAUGGAAGUGAGAAAUGAAGUCGCUUUUCUAUGAAGUUAAAAUGUAAUCUUUUUACGCAACAGUCUUUCUUGUAUUUUAUAUUUCUUAUGACACAGAUUUCUGGUUGAUGGCUUAACGUUUGUACCUGAUGAUGUGCUGACUCUGGUGUUUUGUUUUUUUUUUUCCCCAAACUAGAGAAAGUGUUCCUAUAUGUUUGAUGUAAAUGUGUUUGUAUUUAUUUUAAGUGAAACAAAUGCUGAGGAAACAUAUCCAUUGUUUUGUUCUCUAUUUUAAUUGCUACGUGUCUUCUUUGGAAUAACAAAAUAAAGCAGAAAACACCCCCAGCCCUGGGCUAGCCAGCAGCCCUGGGUCAAGCCCAGCAUUUGCACUGCUGAGGUUUCCAGCCGACUCAGGUUCUUCGACAUCAGUUGGAAAGGAGAAUAAGAUCAAGAGCUACAUUCCUUCGUUCAGACAUGUCAACCAGCUUAGAGCGUAGAAGACAUUGCACUCUAUAUGCUCUUCUCUAAGAUGAAAACUGAAGUAUAUAUGGAAACAUAUGCAUGAAAGUGACCCAAAGAAAGAUACAGUAAUUAUCCUAAAUACACUGACAAUUUCACACAGUCCCAGUAACCUAAUGGGAAACCAUGUCAGUGUGCUGGCACGUGUGCCAAGAGGAAAAUGCAAAUCACCAGCCCAAGUGCUGUUUUCCACUUGAGAAAGAGACAGGAAAGAAACAGAUGGCAUUAGGGCAGUACCCUCUGAUGUUUUAGAGUCGCUUCCAUUUUAACCCUGGAAAUGUCUCUUUUAUAGUGUAUGUGAGAUAUUUUUUUAAAAUGGUAUUCUAUCAUAUCUGGAUCAAAUACAGUUACUGUAUUAUAUUUUUCAUCUAACUGUAAAAAAUUUUAAUCUUAUCUUUUAAUAUUCUGGAUUUGAUUAAAACUCAUGUUAGGUUCUUCACAAAUGAGAACAUGUUCAAAGGACUCAGAGAAUUGGUGUUAAUAUUGUUGAAAUUUUUCACCACCACCACCAUUGUUUUUAGAAUUCUCAGUGUUGUGUUCCCCUCCUUCCUCUGUCCUUUUUGUUUGUGUAAAAAAAGAUUAAAUAUUUAUAAAGGAGUUAAAUUGCUAAUGAGCAAUAAUGACCUUAUCUUUACCAACACAUUGAAAAUAAGGGAGAUUCAGUGUCAAAAACGCACGGUAUACUUCGGUGUCUUUUUCUAGAAGUGAAUGGAAAUCUUGUUCAGUUGGCUUUUAAAGCAGGAAAUGAAAUGCCAGCUUUAAUGGUGAAGCAGCAUUCACAUUUUUCCUGUCAAGUAGCAGAGAGAACAGGAACGUUGCAGCAAAGCAAUGAAAGCAGUGACUGACCAGCGACAUUAUCUCCAUAAAGCUGCAUUUUGACUUUUCCCCACUCUUCCUGGUAGGAUGAGGACAAAGGAACAAAAUGAAAUCAUGCUCAUACGAACAGUUCAUUGAAUUCAAUCUCUCUUCCUCUCUCUCUCCUGCUCUUCCUAUUUCCCCCACUACCGAGUUUUUUCUUAAUAAAUGCUUUUAAAAACUGUAUUUACUAUGUUUUUCAAGUACACAUCUUAGAAAUAAAAUUAUGUUUGCAACACAGCUUUCUAAGGAAAAAAAAAAACAGAAAACACUGUUUUUAAUUGAAUCUUAGUUGUUUUGUGCUUUAUCCUAAAUGUGUUCUUUUCAGACAGUAUUUUAACCACAGCACAGGGAUCAUGUUUCAUUGCACUUACCUGUUCGCCAGUGUCUGCCUAUCUUUGUUAAUUACAUUACUAUCUCCAAAUUGCCUAAAAUCUGCUAUGAUUCUACAGUAAAUAGCUCAGGGGAUUUCUAUUUAUCACUACUAAAAGGGCACCAUAGUAUGUUUUGGUACUUUAGGCAGUAAACAGCUGCUUGAUUUAUUAUUUUAUUAUUAAAUUAGAACAAGAACAUCAAAUGGAUUUGCUGCACUAGAUUAUUCUUUGUACUGUUUAGCAACUUGUUUUGCUUAUCUGUUGCGUUGGUUGAAAAAUUCAUCCUUUUUUUGUCUUGAAAUAUGAAGUUAGAGUGCCUUUUCAUAUUUGUAUAUUCUGAAAAUGUUCUGUGAAAUGUUUUGUAUUUUUUCAUUUGAGUGUUAUCAGAGCAAUAUGAGACCAGUGAGUUUUCAUUUCAGACUUUCUUUGAAUGUAUAAAAUAUCUGUUUUCCUAUUUCCCCUUCACCUGCUUUGAAAUGAAAAUGAAUAUGCUAAAGUUUUCUAUAGGAAAUAUGUUUGAUUUUGCUGUGCUGAAAUGCUUUCUUCUCACAAAACUGUAAACCAUAGGUCAGUGUUAAUAGAAGAAAAGCAUUUAAGUUAGUGACAAUCUGAGUGUGUGUAUAAAAUGUAACUCGAUACGUUUUUUUAUGCAGUGAUCGAAAAAUUCAAUGCAAAUAUCUUUUGUUUGGUAGUUUUGUCUACGUAUUUUAUGCUUUAGCAUGUGCAAUAUAUCUUUGCAAAGCACGAUGAUACAAAUCUGGUGCCAGUGUUAUAUUUUGCAUAAACUAUUUGUAACAGCAUAAGGUAUUGUUUGAUGAUUUUGGUGGAAUUUUGUCUGUAAUGUUUUCUUAUGUAAAUUGGAGUUGAAUGACCCUGGCAAAUGUAAUGACUGUAAAAAUGAGGAAAAUUACUUUUAGUUAGUGAAUGGCUUUGAACCAAUCUGAAUUUUCUCAAGCACAGUUUAAUACUUUUGCAACUACUGAAUGCUCUAAUAACAUAAUGAAAUACUUAACUGUAAUGUACACGAAAAUGCAUUCAGAUGGUUAUUUUUAUAAAUAAAUACGGUACAAAUAUU